Molecule: messenger RNA, 2001 nt
Organism: Dendronephthya gigantea
Lineage: Eukaryota; Metazoa; Cnidaria; Anthozoa; Malacalcyonacea; Nephtheidae
Exons: 3
Coding region: 812-1828 (338 amino acids)
Source: RefSeq, a predicted model, not a curated record
ACAAUCUAGACGAAACUCAGUCUUUGCACUUGCAGUCUCGAAGAAGUUCGGGAAAAGUUGGAAGUCUUGCUUAGGUACGUGGUGAUAUUCCUGCCGAUUUUUACUGCUUCAUCUUGUAUAUUCCGGUUGAAAAUGUCAAAUGCAAGAGAGCGGUUACUUUAAUUUAGUUUUUCCUUGCUUAUUUGAUUUCAGAACGAACUAUGGCGCCGAAAGAUGGGGAAGGAGAAACGUAAAGGCUUGCUCGCAGCGAAUGUGUGUUCGUGGUAGUCCUUGGAGAUAAAGAUAUAAGAUAAAGUAGUUUUCUCUAGUUUAUAUCUAAGUUUAUAUGCGUAAUUUUUUUUUUUUUGUAUUGUGCAUGCUUUAUAAAAAGUAUAAAGACAGGUUACAGCGGCUUCUGCGCAUGUGCGAGCUUUGUUUACAUUUUUUGUUUUGAUCCGCAAUGAUUCUACAACAUGAAGUAUAACAUAUAUUCGCAAUGAUUUAUUAACAAAAAAAGAGAGGAGCGACGCUUCUUUCAAAAAUAUAUUUGCGGAAAAAAACUAUAGAAAAAACCAAAAAUAAGCAAAUACAACAUUUUACGGAAACACUUUACAACAGUGGAUGAAAAGCCGCUUUGAAAUCGUAGAUUAACAGCUGGAGCGGCGGCCGAAGUUGUCAUACAAAGGCGCGAGUUCUAAUCGGUUCGCUUUUGGUUUGUUUAUAUUUGGGACUUGAUAGCCUUGGAAGUGUUAGUAAUGUCUUUAAUAAUGAAAUAUACUGUGCGGUAUCUUUCCGCCGUCGAAAACUCAUUCAUACCAGGGUGGUCACAAUCAUGGCAGGAGCAAUUGAAGGAAGCUUUUCGCUUGAAGAUUUCGAAGCUAAUGUUUUGGAAAACGCAGCGGCUAUGCCUAACCGUGACAAAAUCACAGUGUGCAAAUGUAGAGGGCACUGUCUUCGUGAAAAAGGACGGAAUUUCUGUCCGUGCAGAAGCAUCAAUAGCUUGUGUUCGAGCGCGUGUCAUGUCGAAGACUUUGGCUGUUGCAUGAACAACCGACUUGUUCAAGAAAGCGAUAGUGAUGAGAGUGACUCUGAGUUCACUAUAGAGGAGAGUGAGAAUGAGGGCGAGCAGCAGCUGCAGAUUGAAAAGAGAGGACGUGGUAGGGGAAGAGGUCGUCCAAGGGGGAGAGCAAGAGGUCAGGGAAGAGGGCAAGGUACUGCUUCACAGAGACGUGGAACGGGAGGUAGUGGAAGAGGUCGUGGUAGAGGUAGCGGGAGAGGGCGUUUGUUAGAAGAGCCAAAUAUUGCUGAAAAUCAAGCAGAUCAUGAGCAGCAUUUAGUGGAUCUAGUUGAGGCAAUGAAUAUAGACAACCUGAGAAGGCUUGCUCUUGAAUUGCUAAGAAGACAGCCAGCAGCAUUUGCUGACAUUGUUAAUGGUGAGCUUGUGAGCGGAAAUGAACCCCAACCACCAAACCCAGAACCUGAUAAUGAUGCUCCAGAUUGGUGCAAGUGUGGGUGCUGCAUUAUUAUGCCCACUCAAGAAGAGAACAAAUGCUGCACCCGAUCAAGACGUCCUUGUAUCUCAAGAACAAAUCUUUUCAGUCAACUAAUCCUUGAUGGGAAUGUUUUGGAGAUCUCAAUGCGAUACAGAGAAGAUGUUUUGGUGUUGAACAAUGUCAGGAACAAUGAAAACUUUCGCCAUGCUGCAUAUAGACAGUAUGUUCUAUGGCAACAUGGUAGAUUAGGAAGAGGAAAUAGGAGAGUAGUACCAAGCUGUUGUGUGGUUGCUAUUCGUAACCGUUAUCCUUCACCUAAUGGACAGUACAGGGGAUAUUUGCCUGCAUGUGUUUAGAUAAUUUAGCACUUAAAGUAUAAAUGGUGCCCCCAAAAAGUAGACCAAAAUAAACCACAAUCGAUGUUUGUGGGCAUAAAUAUGUUUUUGGUCUGAUGUUAUAGCAGGCCCAAAAAAUAUUAAUGCUCAAAAACAUAAAGUAUAUUAUUAUAUAUUAUAUUAUAUUUAUACAA